This is a messenger RNA of Trichosporon asahii var. asahii CBS 2479, 2838 nucleotides long. RefSeq lists its product as uncharacterized. The transcript is spliced from 2 exons. The record is from RefSeq and is a predicted model, not a curated record. The coding region runs from base 1 to 2838 and encodes 945 amino acids. Lineage: Eukaryota; Fungi; Basidiomycota; Tremellomycetes; Trichosporonales; Trichosporonaceae.
AUGCGGCUCUCGGCCAUCGUCCUCGGACUCCUCGCGCUGUCCGGGGCGAUCGCCCAGGAUACUGGCAACAACAACGAGGGUCAGGGCGGUAACAACGGCGGCAACGGAGGUAACAACAACGGAGGCAACAACCAGCCGAGCGCAAGUGCCAGCGCCAGCGCUAGCCGGAACAACAACAACGGGGGCGCUAGUGCGACCAGCUCGGUAAGCAGCCGGCCCAGCGGUAAUGCGACCAGCACCCUUCCCCCCGGCGCUGUUAUCACCACCGUCACAAGCGUCCUCAACGGCGGCAGCACCACGGCCACGUUUGCCUUCACCCUCACCCUCACUCCGCAGAAUGGCACCGUCGACAGCGGCGGCCUCAUGAACGGCACCCUGAACGGAACUGGCAUCUACGGCAACGGCACGAACGGCACCGCAAACGCGACUCAGCCGUGGAAUGACACUCUCGGAUACCUUCCCUUCACGCCCAAGCUCGACCCAGCGUACGGCGUCGCAGGCGCACUCAUGAUCUUGUCGGGCGUUCCCGUCGCAACGCUGGGCGGCAAGAACCGCUGGUCCGCUCUCGCGAUCAUCUCUGGCUACUCGGUUGCGCUUUUCAGUCUCGUCAUGAUCCUUGUUUCCCCCUCGUUGCAGCCGCCGUCGCCCGAUCCGCCGACCGCGGCCAUGCGCGGGCUCUACUGCUUGGCCGUGGGCAUAUCGUGUCUCAUCGGCGCCGGUAUCGGCAUCUUCUUCUACACAACGUCCAAGUACUGGGUCGGCGCGGCCGGCGGCUUCUGUGUCGGCUGGUUCCUGAUGGCGGUGAAGAAGGGCGGCCUCGUGUCCUCUGUUGGUGCGAGGUGGGGCAUCAUUGGCGGUCUCACGGCCGUCACGCUGCUUGCGACGCUCGCGCCCCCGCUGCACGAGUACGUAUUACUCGCUAGCAGUGCAUGGGUCGGCGCCACCGCCUUCAUGCUCGGUGUCGAUUGCUUCUCCCGCGUCGGCCUCAAGGAGUUUUACAUUUACAAUCUUGGCUACAGUAACCUGUUCCCCAGCUUGAACGGCCAAAAGUUCCCCCUGACGCAGUCGAUGCAGGUCGAGCUCGGCGCGCUCGCGGCCGCCGCGUUGAUUGCCGGCGCGAUCCAAUUCAAGGUCGUCGACAUUCUCUCCAAGCGCAGAAAGCAGCUCCGCGACGAGGAGGCUGCGCGCAUCGAAGCCGAGGAAGUCGCCCGUGCUGCCGAAAACUUCAAGAAUGUCGACGCCGAGCUCGCCGAGUGGGAGGGCCAGCACGGCGAUGGCGGGUCAACCACAAAGCUGUACAGCGAGAAGGACACGGACGAGUUUUCGUACAGACGACCUUCCCUCGGCCAGUUCCCGAGCACGACGCCGAUUCCCAACGCCAACCAGGUCAGCGCCAAACCGAAGCAAGACUAUCUUGCCGACUCGGCUGGCUACCAGCCCGUUCCCACAACCACCCGCCGUGUUAGUCUCAUGGAGGAGAUGGGCUUCGCUACAGAAGGAGGAACGAAGGAGAUCGAUCUCAGCGACCCGUGCCCGACCCCCGGCGAGAAGGGUCCUUCCUCGGAGAUUGGAGCUGGAGACGACCUCGACGAGAAGCUCAGGCUGCUGGCCGAGGUGCGCCGAGCCCGCCAGAGUAUUCGGUCUUCCAUGGACCAGCUCCGCUCGUCCAACAACAACACGCCCGGAUCUGUUGGCUCGCUCGGCGACCGUCCCCGCUCUUCCCUCGGCUUUGGCGAACGCUCACACACCCCCGCGCCCUCCGACCACCGCAGCCGGCACAACUCGGUUACUAGCAGUAUCCUUCUCGACCGUGUCCGCCACGACUCGUCGCUUAGCAGCCACGACAGUCGCGGACGCCCCGACUCGAUGGACCGCCUCCGCGGAAACUCAUUUGACGCCGGUCGCGGACUGUCUACCUCCGAGUCUGACCCUGAGCGCUGGAGACUUUCAUACGGUGGACGCUCUGACGAGCCGCCCGUCGCUGAGAUGCGUCCGCUGUCUGGUGCCCCGAAGGAGCUGUCCGAGUGGGAGCGCCGCCAGGCCGAAUUUGAAGAGUACAAGCAGCAGCGCCAGAUUGUCUCGCCACCCGCCCCCAAGCCUCAGCCGCUGCCCCAGGUCCCGACCGUUACUGCCGUGUCUGACAGUGUCGCGCGUGCUAUGAACCGCCGCACCAACGCCGACGGUACCAUGAGCACGCUGGUCACUGGUGCCAAGGAGAUGACCCCUGGACAGCAGUAUGGCGCCGACCUCUCCCGUGCCAUCUCGACCCAGGAGGCGGAGCGCCGUGCCGCCGCUGCAGCCGCUCUCGCCGCCCAGCGCCAGGCCCGUGAGCAGCGUGCGCGCCCGACCAAGUCAAUGACGACCGAGGAGCUCGCCGAACGGCACCGCGAGAUGCUGAAUCGGAUGCAGGACAAGGCGUCUGCGCCCAUCCGGGAGCAGAUGGCCCUCGCCGAGGCCAAGGAGCAGUACGAGCGGCAGCAGCGCAUCGACCGUGAACUGCAGCGGCGCAAGGAGGCUGAAGCCGCUGCCGGUGGGCAGAAGCUCCCCCGUGCCCAGCGCGGCGACACGGCCCGCGAGCCGUCCCUCGGCGACACGUUAACGAACCACCAGCCGCCGCGCCAGUCCGACCGCCAGAGCAGGAUGGAGGAGUGGCGUCGGAGUGUGCAGCCGGCGGUUGCGCCAGCAACCGCAGGCGCGAGCGGGGCCGCUGCCAAGGUGACCUCGCCGAAGGGCGCCGCUGCGGCACUGAAAACGUCGACAGCGGCCAAGCGUACUUCGGGCGGCACCGAGCGCCCCAGCGCGGACCGCCGCCGCUCGGCACGUAAAGACAUUGCGUAA